Ceratosolen solmsi marchali is the source of this 1287-nucleotide messenger RNA. The record is from RefSeq and is a predicted model, not a curated record. Lineage: Eukaryota; Metazoa; Arthropoda; Insecta; Hymenoptera; Agaonidae.
AUGGAGCGGGAGGUUGAGGGGAGAAUUCGGGCACCCUUGCGGGAGCUCGAGAGGCCCGAUUACAGCCCGGUGUCCUCGGUGGCGAGGAGUCACCAAAGCCGCGUAGCCGAUCGAUCUAGACGGAGCCAUAGUUCAGGCUCGAAGUCCUCGUCGCCACGGCGAUCGUGGACCGAGGAGUCCCGGCAGCUCGAGGACGCGUCCGCCCAGGAGAGGAGCGUCCUGCGCGAGCUCAACGAGGCUAUCGACCGCUUCGAGGAAGAGGGAUGCGAGGCCGAUAGUCGAAUCAACGAUUCGAAAAGCUCCGGCUGCCACGACUCCUCUUGGGACUCGGGGGUUGGUGGUGAGUUCACGGGCGGCGCUGCCGUCAAAUCCGUCGAGCUCGCGAAGGGCAGCGGAUGGCUGCGCGUACACACCGGCAUCGAGAGCAGCCUCGUUUAUCUGACAAUGGAGACGACCGCGGGUGACGUUUGUCGAGACAUGCUGCUCUCCGAUAAUCUCGCACUAUUCCUCAAGUAUGGGGACGAGGCUGGACGCAGACUGGGCCAGCGUGAGAAACCGUUGGAGCUUCAGGAGCAGCUGCUGCUGCAGCUUGGAUACCGUGAAGCCACCCGGAGAGCUCGCCUUGGCCUUGAUGCGGAGCUCCGGCACCUCGUCGCUUUUCACGUGGGACCUGCCGCCCCAUUGGAUGAGCUUCGAGGCUACAGUAGAUGCGGCUACGGCUUGAUAUUAAAAGGAUUAGUUUUCCCACAGUGGAAAAAGCGACCACUGGCAGUCCUUGGCUCACGGCUCUUUCUUUAUCCAGCUUGCGCCGAGGCUCUACCCGAGUGGCUGGAGCUCGCCGAUGGGGGUUCGGUCGGCUGCGCACCCUCGCGCCUAGGGAAGCUCGUUCUCAGGGUGACCGGCCAUCCCAGGAUCACGCAGCGCCAGAGGGCCGAGGAGCAGCGGGGCCGCGAGCUCCGACAUCUCUACCUUGGCUUCCAGCACUCCUGGGAUCGAGACUUGUGGCGUCGCUGGCUCAAGCAGGCAUGUCAGACGGCGCCAACGACCUCUGGUCAGCCCAUAAAAUUGGACAUGAGCGAGACGGGGGUGUCGAGGAUUCCGGAAACUGUGCGGUCAUUUGCCGGCGUGCGGGAAUUCUUUCUAGGUCACAAUCAAUUGUCUCCAGUCGACGGAAACUUCAAACUUCUGCUCAGGUAUAUAUUGAAAUUAGAAUCUCAAUGGUGGUUGGAUAGCUCGACAUUCGGUCUCGACAUCCUUUCGCUUUUCGUACCUUUUGCAGCUCUAUAA